Messenger RNA from Chelonia mydas (Green sea turtle), 2096 nucleotides. It is a transcript of the gene AKIRIN2, whose product is annotated as akirin 2. The record is from RefSeq and is a predicted model, not a curated record. Gene Ontology annotation, biological process: positive regulation of transcription by RNA polymerase II; positive regulation of innate immune response. The transcript has 4 exons. NCBI's taxonomy places the organism in Eukaryota, Metazoa, Chordata, Testudines, Cheloniidae. Gene Ontology annotation, cellular component: chromatin; nucleus. Bases 431 to 1012 code for a protein of 193 amino acids. Gene Ontology annotation, molecular function: transcription coregulator activity.
UUUGAAUCAGCGGCGUUGUUAUUGACGCCAUAUUGCUGGUGUGGGAGAGUCACAGAGGGAAGUGCCGCCGCUGCCGCUGCCAUCGCUUUUCAUCGGCGGCCCCUGACCCGCGAGCCGAGCCCAGCUCCGCACCUACCGUCCCAGCAACCGUCCCGGGAACGGCCGGGGGCGGAAUUCGCGAGGGCGGGGCGGGCGGAGAGCGAAUCCGUCGGCGAAGGCGCCGCCGGGGGGGCCGGAGCCGCUCCCUGGAGAGGGCGAUAGGGAGGAGGCGGAGGCCCUGACGCAGCUCCCCCUCCCAUCCGCCCCAGACGGUGGGGAAGGCGCCUCUGGGCUGGGCCGGCUGCUGCCGUCUCCCCCCUCCCCUCGCACCGAGCCCCCUUAGCCCGCUCUCCCCGGGUCUCCGCAGCCCCCGGCCCGCUCCCCCCCGGCCAUGGCUUGCGGCGCCACAUUGAAAAGGACUCUGGAUUUCGACCCUCUGCUGAGCCCGGCCUCCCCGAAGCGGAGGCGAUGUGCGCCAUUGUCAGCCCCGGCCUCCUCGGCCGCCGCCGCCUCCUCCUUCGCCGCCGCCUCGCCGCAGAAAUACCUGCGCAUGGAGCCCUCGCCCUUCGGGGAGGUGUCCUCCCGCCUCACCACAGAACAAAUUCUGUACAACAUAAAACAGGAGUACAAACGCAUGCAGAAGAGGAGACAUUUAGAAAAUAGCUUCCAGCAGACAGAUCCUUGUUGUUCUACUGAUGCACAGCCACAUGCAUUUCUCCUUACUGGACCAGCUUUGCCAGGUACUUCAUCUGCAGCAUCAUCACCAUUGAAAAAAGAACAGCCCCUGUUUACUCUCAGACAAGUUGGAAUGAUCUGUGAACGUUUGCUGAAAGAACGUGAAGAGAAAAUCCGUGAAGAGUAUGAAGAAAUUUUGACCACAAAACUUGCAGGAGGAUGGGACUUUCAUGGGGGGGACCCUCAGACUGGGACUCUUCUGUGGAAACCCAAGAACUGCUACUACAUUUUUGGUUGAAGAUUGCUUUCUUUAACCUUGCCUCUUCUAAGAACAGUGCAGAGCACUUAAAAGUAAUAACCCAACACACCUCACAUGUGGUUUUCCACAAGGGAGGAAGGGGAAUGGAGAGGAGCUGCAUCUGAUAGAUCUUCUUUAAUUUCCUAAUUCUGAAAGUUAAUAUCAUGUUGAUGGGUGCAAUAUUAGAAACUGAAGAGAAUAUGAAAAAAUGUGUUAUGUAUGUGAUGUAUAGAGAUGCCUUCUGGAAAGGACUAAUUUUGAGUUCAGAGUGAACUGAAUAGUCUUUAUAGCAUCUUAGUCUUAGUAUUUAGUUUGAGGAGAUUACUCAGUAGCUGAUUUUACUAAACCCGCAGUCACGUGUUCCCUAUUGUGACUAUUUUUGCUGUUGAAAUAAAGCAAAUAUUUUUCACUUAGCUUUUUAUCCCAUAGUUACCUGUUUCUUGCUUGUUCAACAUUUUGGCAGUCAGUGACAUAAUUUCUUGAUUGUAAUAAAUCUCUUCUAUACUUCUGUGCUGUCAUUUCCCAGACGUUUAAAUUCUGCCUUUUUGUAACUCUGUUAAGUGGUUAGAGGGCGGAAGUUGAGUUCUACUUCCAGCCCUGCCACUCACAGACGUUGCUCAGUUAACCACUCUGGGCCUUCAUUAUGCAUCUGUAAAAUUGGCAUAAUAUGACCUUUAGGGAUAAUGUGAGAAUUUAAGUGCGUUCGAAGUGCUUUGAGAUCCUCUCUCUAAGUGCAGCAUAUUCCUUUGCCAAAUUCCUCUGUUGUCUUAUUCUGUGCUGUAGUUCGCUUGUCAAGUGAAAUCCAAUUGAUUGCUAACAUGGUUUAAUGGGGUGGAUUUUUUUUAGGUGGCAGAGAUGAGAUGGCUGUGUUGAAUAAUCCAUACUUGCCCCUUACAGACUGUCAACGUUUGUUUAAUUGAUAUAGCUUGCAUGGCAUAAAAAGUAAGCCUUGACCUUUUUUUUCAUGCUAAGUUAAACUUGGUACACUCACUUCUAAUGUUAAUGUUUGCAGAACAAUACGACGCAUUUGUGAAGUUCACGCAUGAUCAGAUCAUGCGACGAUAUGGAGAACAGCCUGCUAGUU